AUGAAACUGUUCUACUGAAACAGCUCUACUGAAAGCAUUGCACUCUCUCGCACUGUUCUUGACUGUGUCCACAUCAUUUCCGUAACUUUCGUCAUGUUCAGCAACAGCAGCGUCGUCCCUUACUUCCCUGCACACGCAAUCGGUGACGCAGCAGCAAGUAGUGUGCCAGGUGACACGACUCCUUUCCCGGCCUGUCCUGGUACGUCGCGUUCCGUCCAGAGCAGCCUCAAUGCUAGUAGAACCAUCAGCGCCAAGUGUGUCAGCUGCCACGACGCCUUCAUAUUUCCUAAGGUCCUCAACUGUCUGCACACCAUCUGCAAAUUGUGCCUGGAAAAGCAACAGACAAGCCCCGACAAGUUGAAGUGCCCUCUGCGUUUACAGGAAACAACCUUACCAGCCGAGGGCAUUGCCGGACUCUUCUCAAACUACGCCACAUCAAUCAUCCUCAAGACUUUGGUGCUCGAUCACUCUUGCCUCACAUGCACUGCCUGCAAACACACAGCCGUUCCUGCAGUUGCACGCUGCCUUGACUGCGUCCACUACAUUGUGUAAUGGCGCACCAAUUCAUGCAUUGGCUUCAAACCCACCGCGUCCUCACAUAGGGUGAGAUCCAGAUCUAUCCAAACAACCUUCGAAAAAACGAUCAAGCGGCACGUUGUUUUCGCCACAACAAUGACUCUUCAGUUCAUCUGCAGGACCUGCGACAUUUGUGUUUGCAGGGAGUGCACAGCGUUUGAACACCCCAUGGGCACCAACACCUCAUGGCUCUUGUCGAUGUGAGGCAAAAGCUCACCGAAGGUCUUUCAUUCGUCAUCAGCAGUACUAAAAAGAAAGUCAACAACCUCCUCAGCUCUGUGACUGGCACAGAAACAACUUUAAGCCGGCUACACAUCCAGUACCGCAAAACUCAGGCUGAUAUUACCAGCUCCUUCGAAGCCUGGAUCGAGACGACACUGGAACAGAGCCAGCAAGAAAUUCUGAUAGACCUGGAAUACACCUAUUAGAAAAACCUCCUGUUAAUGGAGCGGCUGGGUAGGAAAGUGCAGGAGAGCCUAUGCGAGAUCAUCAAAGUUUGCGUCACUGCCGAAAGGCUAGCAAACUUCUCUUCUACAAACAAGGAAUUACUAGCAUUUCAACAACUGCUCGAUACAGGUUUCCAGAAAAUACUGACAUUCAACCCUGAGGCGCACCUGCAGGGCAUGGACCUGAUGUUUGCGCCAAACUUUACCACCCUGCAAGUGAGUAUUCGAAAUUCCUUGGCGUGUACCCAGCAGCACUCCGAAGUCUGGCUGCGUGGAGCAUAAUCACGACCCGAUAUCAAGGCCCCUACCACCGACAGUCCUUCCAACAGAUAUUCCCAAACUCCUCUACGAAUGAGCAACAACGAGUCAUCGAGCACAUCAUUAAUGUGUGAACGCACCUACUGCAGUCGUGCAAGCUGCUCUGCAAACAGUGACCCACGUUCUACAAGGCUCUUGCCUUCUGCGGAAAAAUUGCCCAUGGUACCAAAACAAACAUUUUCCUCUGGGACCGACCCUUCGAAACCCGACGUUAGCCCGCUGCGCAGUCCAUAGGUCUUGGCUAACAUCCUGCAUAACAAGUCCUGCAUAACAAGUCCUACAUAAAGCGCCAGAAAAUUCUCUACCACAGCAAGUUCGGAGAGUUCGGAGUCAUG
This is a messenger RNA of Ornithodoros turicata, 1675 nucleotides long. Its product is annotated as E3 ubiquitin-protein ligase TRIM56-like. The record is from RefSeq and is a predicted model, not a curated record. Bases 94 to 552 code for a protein of 152 amino acids. Lineage: Eukaryota; Metazoa; Arthropoda; Arachnida; Ixodida; Argasidae. Gene Ontology annotation, molecular function: ubiquitin protein ligase activity. The transcript has 3 exons.